GCGUGGUAAAGCAGACGGAGACAGCUGCACUAAAGGCAGCUGGGGAAAACAGGGGAGCGCCCUUCACAAGGGAGCUAACUGCCCUCUACACAAAAUCAACAUUGAUUGGUGAAGAUGUGGACCCGUUGUCUGGACAAACUGUAGGAACUUGCCUUGGUGAUGGGGCUAGCAGCAGACCAAAUGCUCAUUUGAUGUGUGUAUUUGAGAACCUCCCAACCACAUCUUUAUGUAGUCCGUCCAAACCACAAACCAUUGCUAUCAUGUCCGUACAGCCGAGUACUGGUGAGUUGGUGUACGACUGUUUUGAGGACGGGGUGACGCGCAGCCAGCUGGAGACACGUAUCCUCCAUCUGGAGCCUGUGGAGCUGUUGUUACCUCAGACCCUAACAGAGAGGACAGAGUCCCUCAUCACAGACAUCGUGUCUCUCAGCAAUACAGAUGAUGAUCGCAUAAGAAUGGAGAGAUUAGAGGACUCUGUGUUUGAACAUGGCAAAGCUUUUGAAACAAUAAUGGACUUCUACUCCGAGAAUGAAAAAGGUAGUGAGGUUCUUCAAGAUGUGAUCACGCUACCAAGACAAACCCUCAGCUGUCUGGCUGCCCUCAUCACAUACCUGAGAGAGUUCAACCUUCACCGUGUCCUCAGAUCGCUCAGCUCUAUAACACGCUUCACAACUAAACACAAGUACAUGGACUUGGGUGGAAAUACAGUCAAGAAUCUGGAGCUCUUCAGCAAUCUGACAGAUGGAGGAGAGAAAGGCUCCUUGUUUUGGAUCAUGAACCACACUGUGACUAAAUUUGGAAGUCGUCUAUUAAGGACAUGGGUUAGGCAACCCUUGCUAGAUACCAGUGAAAUAAAAGCCAGGCAAGAUGCAGUGGAAGAAUUACUGCACGGUAGCUGCCCAGAGUUGUGUCAACUACAAGCAAUUCUAAAACAACUUCCUGACCUGGAAAAGGGGCUGUGCACUAUCUUUCACAAAAAGUGCUCGCCAGCAGAGUUUUGCCUGGUCGUACGAGCCUUACACAGGGUUCACAGAGCGGUCACUCAGCUGCUGGACACUGCUGGAGCUGAACUCAGGUCCAAGCUGUUAAAGCAGAGCCUGGGGCAGAUUCCAGACCUGCUGUCAGACGUAUCUAGCUACAGUGAGGCCAUCAGUGACCAGGCUGCCAGAGAGAAUGACAAAACAAAAUUGUUCAUCGAUGAAAUACAGUUUCCUGCAAUCGUUGAGAGGAAGUUGGAGAUUGAGAAAGUUUUGUCAGAGUUGAAAGGUCACCGCCGUGAGGUGCGGCUCACUCUGAAGCAGCCAACUUUGGAGUUUGUCACAAUCAUGGGGACGGAGUUCCUGGUUGAAGUGAGGAAUGCUCAUUUGAAACUUGUGCCAUCUGAUUGGUUAAAAAUAAACAGCACCAAAGCCAUGUCUCGCUUCCACACUCCAUUCAUUGAGAAGAAGUACAAAGAAUUGAAUCAGCUGCGAGAAAAGCUACUGAUAGACUGUACGCAGACCUGGAUGACAUUCCUAGACUCAUUUGGUGAGAACUACCAGCGGUAUAAACGAGCCAUCCACCAUGUUGCUGUUCUGGACUGCCUCUUCUCCCUGGUGAAUGUGGCUAACCAUGGCAACUGUUGUCGACCUGAUAUCGUGGAGGACAGUGUUGAAAUCCGAAUAGAUCAAGGUCGUCACCCUGUGGUGGAUCAGUUACUAGGUGGACAAGACCAGUAUGUUCCCAACGAUACAGCCCUAAAGGGUGAUGCACAACGUGUCAUGAUCAUCACUGGCCCAAACAUGGGAGGCAAAUCUUCUUACAUUCGCCAGGUGGCGCUGAUUGUUAUCAUGGCUCAGAUUGGAUCAUAUGUUCCUGCAGAGUUUGCCCGGUUGGGAGUGUUUGAUGCUGUUUUCACAAGAAUGGGUGCGCGUGAUGACCUGUACAGAGGACGCAGCACUUUCAUGGUGGAGCUGCAGGAGGCCUCUGCGAUCAUGGCGCAGGCGACACACAAAUCUCUGGUCAUUCUUGAUGAGUUGGGACGUGGCACAAGCACACACGAUGGGGUAGCCAUCGCACAUGCCACACUGGCACAUUUCAUUACACAGGUGAAGUGCCUGACCUUGUUUGUGACACAUUAUCCUUCCCUGGCAGAGUUUGAGAAGAUCUAUCCUGAACAUGUCAACAACUUCCACAUGUCUUUCAUGCUACUAGAUGAGAUUGGUGAUGAGUCAGAUUAUGCUGCAGAUAACGCCAUCACGUUUCUGUACCAGGUUGUGAGGGGAAAAGCGGCCCGCAGCUAUGGGCUAAAUGUCGCCCGAUUGGCUGAUAUCCCACAUGACAUCCUGAAACUGGCAGCGUGUAAGUCUCAGGAAUUGGAGGAGAUUAUUGCUGGGAAAAGAGAAGCUCUUGAUGUAUUCUGUCGUAUAUUUUCUUCACGAACUCUGCGUACUGAAUCCAGCAGCCCUUCUGCAGACAGCAUGAAUUUGGGAUGAUAGAGACCUCAACAUUUAGCCCUUGGCUAGCCCUUGUGUAAUGUAAAUGCACCACUGACUGGAGUUCUCUGUUAACUUUUGUAAGCUAUUUAAUGUCAAAUACUGUAUAACAUUGAUUAAGACAGCAAGGAUCAUGUCAAGUUGUGACACCCUGUGUGGUUUAUACUGGAAUGUGACCGAGCCAGCUGAUUGUCCUCUGAACAAUGAGGUCACAGGUUCAAAUCUAGCUCUAGUAGCUUUAGCUGAAGCAUUGAUUCAGGAGCUUGGUCAGGUAAUUGUCAAGGGGUGAUAGUUUACCUGUACUCCAGACACCGUAGACUCCAGCGUAGCAUGAAACGUCAGUCAAAUAAACGAAUUAGGUGAAUCCUGAGUAUAACAUGACAUAAGUAUCAUUAUCAGACAGAUGGGCAUGUAGGCUACCGUAAAGCCAGGUUAAAAUCAAAGUGAAGGUUAUUUAGUUACAUUUUCAUGUAUUCAUGUGAACAACUGUUUCUUCGUUCUGAACAUGGGCACGAAGUGCUCUUUGAAUUUGUGUUUCAGAGAUAGUAACAUGGUGUUUUGAACUUAUGGUUUAACAUGUUUAGAGUGAGCCAACAUGUAAGAACUGGCAUUAAGAGUUAGAACUUAUGUUAAGCCCUCUGUGUUCAUAAUUGGAGUGAAUAAAAUGUACGAUACGCAUAUCAUGUUAUUCAGCAUAUCAUGUAGAAACAACAUUACAAUUCGUGUGGGUAAUCACUUGUAACAUAAGUGUAUGUAAUAAGGCGAUGUAAUGCUAUUAAAAAUGAAAAUGUAAAACUAUUAUUCAAAACUUUCCUCUUUAUAGGAAAUGUUUCAUUGUGCUUUGAUUAUAUUAAUAGCAAGUUACACUUUAGCAAAGGCAAUAAUUUGAGCUAUUCUUGGUAAAAACAAAGAAAAUGCGUAAUUACCGGUGGCGAAUAUGGAUUUUUAGCCAAAAAUCUCCGGGUAUCUCAUGUGGCUGGAUAUGACCAUGCGAAGUUCAAGUGGCAAAAAUCUCACAUUUCGAGGUGCAAGUAUUGCUGAAAUUCGAGCUUUGCAGGCAGUGUAUGUGGUGUUCACCUGAAUUUUCAGUAUUUAAAUUUUUGAAGAUUGACCUUUGUUUAACGCCAUACUCAAGAUUUUUUCACGUAUACACUGACGGUCAGUCCAAGAGUGGAAAAAACUGGACCGCCCGGGGUACCCCACCGACCUUUGACCAAUUAUUGAAGAACUUUCCUACAUGUGACGUACAUAUAUGCACACCCUAGAAAAGUGGUCUUCACGUUUAUAUGCGCAAGCGACCACACGAGCGUGACUGACCACCUAUUGUCACCAUUCAACCGCAAGCACUUUCAACACAUUUGAUCGAAGCCGCUUAUGAACGAAUGUCACCUGAACUUGGUAGAUAAAUGUUAAUAGGACGUGAUAUAAUUACUGACGUGGGAGGAAAAUGAGUUUUUCAUGUGCAUGUACUGACCGAAAGGCUUACGGGCAACGUUCUAUCUUAGAAAGAACCUGCGGCCCGAAACAGUAUAUUUUUGGAUAGUAUCUCUUGUUGAAUUGGAAGACCCAGCGGUGUGUGUAAGUGUGGUUUUCUGUAGUUGUAGUUUUCUGAACCGUGGACAUUCACAUUCAUACGACUUUGCACAGUCUAACGUUCGUUGAAGAUUGUCUUCAAAUCCGAAGGUCUAACGCGCGAAACUUUGUCAUGUAUCCGUCGGAAGACAUUCGUAUACUAGCCGUCAACCAGAGUGGACACUCCUUGUCACUCAUC
Messenger RNA from Liolophura sinensis, 4245 nucleotides. RefSeq names its product DNA mismatch repair protein Msh3-like. Gene Ontology annotation, molecular function: ATP binding; mismatched DNA binding; ATP-dependent DNA damage sensor activity. NCBI's taxonomy places the organism in Eukaryota, Metazoa, Mollusca, Polyplacophora, Chitonida, Chitonidae. Gene Ontology annotation, cellular component: nucleus. The record is from RefSeq and is a predicted model, not a curated record. The coding region runs from base 192 to 2474 and encodes 760 amino acids. Gene Ontology annotation, biological process: mitotic recombination; mismatch repair. The transcript has 18 exons.